Messenger RNA from Notolabrus celidotus (New Zealand spotty), 4413 nucleotides. It is a transcript of the gene bpnt2, whose product is annotated as 3'(2'), 5'-bisphosphate nucleotidase 2. Gene Ontology annotation, molecular function: 3'-nucleotidase activity. The record is from RefSeq and is a predicted model, not a curated record. Gene Ontology annotation, biological process: phosphatidylinositol phosphate biosynthetic process. Gene Ontology annotation, cellular component: endomembrane system. The coding region runs from base 526 to 1581 and encodes 351 amino acids. Lineage: Eukaryota; Metazoa; Chordata; Actinopteri; Labriformes; Labridae. The transcript has 8 exons.
GUAACCCGGAAGUAGAGCAGGCAGCCUAUGACCUCUGCUCUGCUGUGUACGUAACGUCACAGACUGAGGGGAAGAUGACUGAACAGAGAUGCGAUUGUUCCGCUACACCUUCGACACCAGAGAGUUCUCUGCUUCCUUCAGCGAGUUAACCCCGAUCAGAGCCUCAGUCUGACCCGGACUGAGUCCAGGAGGUCUCCUCGGACAGACCGGAGCGGCGGUUACUCCAUGGAUUCCCCCGCUGAGAGGAGUGAUGCUCUAACGGCUGUCUGACUCACAUAUCUCCGUGUAGCGUCGGUUCCCCUGACAGACACAGUUCAUCCGUGUCUGUGUGCUUCAUGACAGUCGGUGUGUUUACCGAGGAGCAGAUACAAGCAGUGAAACAACCGGUUACCGUUUUUAUAUGAGCUGAGUGUGAGCUGAGACAGCCACGUCAGCUAACCUGACACCGACACAGGAUCCACUCUACACCGUUAUUCUGCAACAACUUGGAGCUCAGAGAUCUUCAGGCAGAAAUCCUCAGAUAUCAUGGCUCCGAUGGGGAUCCGACUCUCCCCCCUCGGUGUGGCGGUGUUCUGCCUCCUCGGGAUCGGGGUCAUCUACCACCUGUACUCCGGGGUCAUCUCCAGCCGCCUCGCUGCCUUCAGAGCUGACUCCUCUCUCAUUUUCAGCGGUCAAAAGAAACCCGUGGACAUGAGGGAGCUGCUGGCUGUCUCAGUGGAAGCUGCAGUGUUAGGUGGCAAAGAGGUAAAGGCUGUCCGUGAAGAAAACGGCCUGCAGGAGAAGUCAAAGGGCAAGACGAGGGAGGGAGUGAGCGAGCCUCUGACGAACGGAGACCUGCAGUCACACCGAAAAAUGUUCAACCUCAUCAAAAACACAUUCCCUGAAAUCACGGUGAACAGCGAGGAGCACGACAACGUGGUGGAUAAAGUCACCUGGAGCCGCGAAAUCCCGGCGGACAUAUUGGAAAAGAUUGAGGGCGGUAAAGAGGUUCCUCCUGAGAGCGUCACGGUGUGGAUCGACCCUCUGGAUGCUACACAGGAAUACACAGAGAAUCUGGUGAAGUACGUGACCACAAUGGUGUGCGUUGCUGUGGAUGGCAAACCAGUCAUUGGGGUGAUACAUCAGCCGUUCACUGGGUUCACAGCCUGGGGGUUUGUAGGUCAGGGGUCAAACAUGCGGGCCCGGCCUUCCUACAGUAUCAGCCCUCCAAAGGUGAUCGUGUCACGUUCACACUCUGGAAAAGUGAAAAGUUUUAUCCAGGAUGCUUUUGGAAACAGCACAACAGUGAUAGCAGCAGGUGGAGCAGGUUAUAAGGUCCUGGCCCUCCUGGAGAUGCCUGCAGGUGAAACGGCUACAGACCAGGCAGACGUUUACAUCCACAUCACCUUCAUAAAGAAAUGGGACAUCUGUGCUGGUGCAGCACUACUGCAAGCACUGGGAGGCCAAAUGACAACCCUGAAGGGAGAAGUCAUCGACUACGCUGAAACACCGCUGAACAAAGGAGGACUGGUGGCCACUGUCGGUGUGGACCAUAAGGCCGUACUGGAGAAAUUACCGAACUGGGACCCAGACAAGCACUGAGACACUUUAACACAGAGCCAUUGGACGAUGGGUCGGGUUGUGGUUCAGGCAACAUGUGGCAGACCUGUGGGGUCUGCGUGAAUUCAUCAUCCAGGGACAACGAACAGCUGCACUGCAGAUGGACCUGAGUCACUGUCCCUGUCAGGGGCCACAGAGCAGGACAACAUGGCUCUGAACACACACUCUCUCAGACAUGCACACACUCUUUGAGCUAGGAGGAAUGGUAUAUUAUGCGUAUACACACAAACACACGCUCUCUUUGAUUACUGAGGAACUACUACCAGAGCCCCGUCAUCUCUAGACGACAGGAUGAACCCACUGUGAAAAUUAACCUGAGGAGCACAAAGCUAACCACACGACUCAAUCCUGAAGAGACUGACAUGACUGACUUCAUCCUCAGUCCCCACUUCAUCACAUGUUCUUCCAAUGAAAACACAAGAACGAGGUACGACAUGUAUAUCAGAGAGCCAGGGUAUCAUCAUCAUCAUCAUCAGAGUCCAUGAGACGACCACCUGUCAUCAGUGAGACCGAAGACUCCCACCGCAGGAAACUAUGACUCUCAUGGACCUGGACUAUUGUCACAUCGGGCAACAAACCCAUUUUAGUUUAACCCAUCACCAAUAACACACCACAGCUCACUCCACAGCUCUUUUAACAUGAUCGGAUGUGUCCAAGCUUUCAUCUCAGGUGGCUUCGAGUUUCAUGUCGUUUUUAUGAAAAGAAUAAAAUAAAUGUUUGACCUUGUUUAGGUCCCAUUUCAACAUUUUUACCUGAAGAUGCUCACACUCAGUGAGCCAGGCGAUGUGCUCAGACCUGAACCUGAAGGUUAUUAGAGGAAAGACGAACGGUAUCAAAAAGAUGAUCUUCUAAAAGAGUCCGAAUUCCACCAGAUCCAGGUCCGAUCCGUCUCCAGUCCGUCACGGCCAAGCAGCAACCUCCGGUCUCAAACUAUGAAGCCCAUGCAGAAGUGUUAUAAACUGCAGUUCAUGGAGAAUCCACUAGAGGCUGGCUGCAGAAACACCGGAAACCACAUAGACACCCAUUCAAAAAAGACGAUCUUUGCAGCAUUAAAAAACAUGUUUACAGUCUGGUUCAAAACUUGACUGGACUCCUGGUCGGGAACACAUAGCUGUUGGCUAGGAGGCUCAAACUCCGCCCCUUUACGUCACACUCUGCCUGGUUGAGUUCUGCAUUUCCAAUAUGGCUGCCGCCGUCGAUUUGCUUCAAAACAGCACUCAGGAACAGAUGGGUGACGUCACGGAUACUACGUCCAUAUUUUAUACAGUCUAUGGUCACGGCACCAUAGACUGGGUUUCUAUUCGAGUCAAUCUGUUAACUCCCACUGGAUCCGCCUGCUGGAUCAGAGAUGGAAGCCAUCUAUUGGUGCCGGAUGCCGGAGCAUGACGCAUCAAUCUGGACAGAGCAGAUGGAGCGGGACAGGAAGUCAGGCACCAAAACAAAAGGAAAACAUCCGGUUGACUUUCAGAAUAAAACACUUGUUAGAUCGUUUAACUUAACUAUGACAACAAAAUGUUAUUUUGAGCAGAGGCAGACCUGGACUCAUCAAGUCAGAGGUUUUCAGAGGACCAGAAAGACAACAUGUCACUGCUCCAUGCUGCGUUCUGAAAACACAACCAGUUGACGGAUGUGAGAGCACGGAGCCGGACUGUAGCGGAUCUGAGACGGACCAGACACGGAUCUGGUGGAAGUCCCGUGUUAGCCUGUACGAAAUUUGAUUCAGUAGAAAUCAACCAUGGGAUCUUAUAAAUUGAAAUACUUUCAUCCUGAUUUAAUCAAGAUGAAACGACUAAAGGGAAAAGUCUAUUUACAGAUUGUGUCAUCUUUCCCCUGAGACACACUUCGGCCUCUGAAGCCGACUCUCAGGUAUUCGUGUGGAUCUGAUGCCCGUACUCUCCAGUUAUCAGACGUCAUGCACAAUCAUACCACGCAAUUAAACUCCAAGGAGUGUCUUUUGAAGAAAAAAGCAAAGUCAUAGACAUCACAUGUGUGCCUGUGUGAUGAAAACUAUCCUUCUUUAUCUUCCUCAACGUGUAGAUAGAUGUAAAGAGUUCAGUCUCUCUUCACCCCGUCAGGAUGGUUUACAGGUUCUGUGGAAGCAGCGCCGUCUGACUUCUGCUGAGAGAACGACGAACGAAAAACAAGUCGCCAACUUGUUGUGGACAUGUCAACGGACUGUUUCAGUGUACAUGGACUUGCAUGAUUAAGACUUUUGAUUCAUCUUUGCUCCUCUAACAUGUUGCUGAAAACAUCACAGGCUCAGUCGACCUGUGUUUCUGCAGACUGCCGUCGGUGUGUCCGAUAGUUGUACAGUGUUUGACAACCGUUGAUGUGAAACCAUGCUUGAUGGUCAAAUGAAAAGAAUACCAGCAAAACGUGAGCUCUUGUUAAUGUCCUGAAGAUGAUACGGUUCCAGUUUGGAUGAUCUCAGCAGCUUUUUUGUAUAACUGAUAACCACGAUGUAAGAAAUGUGUCUGAUGGGACUCAAAGUAUCCGUCACGUGUCGGAGGUCAGACCUUCAUGUGCUCAUUUUUGGUUUUAUGAUCCGAGUGCCUUCGAUCUGCACGAGAAAACGUAGUCCUAGGAUGGAGGUGUGAACCACAGCACUCAGCACGGUUCCUUCCUGCUGAUGUCGCUGUGCUAUGCAAGGCCAGUGCUGAAUGAACUGGAUCAGUGACAUGGGCACUGCUCUUCUGUUAUAAGAGUGAGAGAUCAUGGGGAAGGGAAGAGUAACUUUAAACAUCAUUGUCUGUUUGGGGAGGUCUAAUGCAUGUGUGAUAAAGCUGUAUAAAGUAUUUUGUUUCUCAACAGUAA